CGGGGUUGUGACCGCGAGAAGCUGCGAGAUUUGCAGUGGCCAGAGUGAGUCCACACACAACAGAGCUGCUGGAUUUCAGAGACAAAGAGAGGAAUGGAGGACCAGACCUCCGACCAGAACCCGGAGCAGCGGAGCAACAAGGUCCCCAGAAGACAAGCAGCAGGCUCGGACUCUGAUACCACCGAUGUUCAGAAACAAAGCGGAAGAGAGGGACUCAAACGUCACCACUGUCAGCACUGUGACAAAUCCUUCACAACAUCAUCGUAUUUAAAGAUUCAUCAGAGAGUUCACACUGGAGAAAAUCUGCACAGCUGUGAUCAAUGUGGGACAGCUUUCACAACAGGGAGUGACCUAAAAAAACACCAGCGCAUUCACACUGGUGAGAAGCCGUACAGCUGUGAACAGUGUGGGAAAACUUUUUCCCGGAGUGAUUCUCUUAAACAACACCAACGCAUUCACACUGGAGAGAAGCCGUACAGCUGUGAACAGUGUGGGAAAACUUUCAGCUGUCAUCGUCGGCUACAGUCCCAUCAACGUGUUCACGCUGGAGAGAAGCCGUACAGCUGUGAUCUGUGUGAGAAAGCUUUCACCGUUCAGAGUCACCUUCGAUCCCAUCGACGUGUUCACACUGGAGAGAAGCCGUACUGGUGUGAACAAUGUGGGAAAACUUUUUGUCAGAGUGGCCAACUAGAAUGCCAUCGACACGUUCACACUGGAGAGAAGCCGUACUGGUGUGAACAAUGUGGGAAAACGUUUUCUCAGAAUAGUAGCCUUAAAUCUCACCAGCGCAGUCACGCCUCCUGCCUCCUCCUCAUACCUUCGGCAGGCGCUCAGCAGGCUAAUGGGACUGCGGCCGGUGCUGCCUCGCCACCCGGCGUGUCCUCCUUCACAGACCCCAGCUCGCUAUUUGCAGUGGCCAGAGUGAGUCCACACACAACAGAGCGAGCAGCGACAGAGGAGAGCUGCUGGAUUUCAGAGACAAAGAGAGGAAUGGAGGACCAGACCUCCGACCAGAACCCGGAGCAGCGGAGCAACAAGGUCCCCAGAAGACAAGCAGCAGGCUCGGACUCUGAUACCACCGAUGUUCAGAAACGGAGAGGAACAGAGGGACUCAAACGUCACCACUGUCACCGUUGUGACAAAUCGUUCACGAGAUCAUGGUGUUUAAAGAUUCAUCAGAGAGUUCACACUGGAGAGAAGCCGUACAGCUGUGAUCAAUGUGGGGCAGCUUUCACACGACAGGGUGACCUAAAAAUACAUCAACGCAUUCAUACUGGACAUAAUCUUCACAGCUGUGAUCAAUGUGGGGCAGCUUUUGCACGACAGAGUCACCUUCAAUGUCACCAACGUAUUCAUACUGGAGAGAAACCGUACAGCUGUGAUCAAUGUGGGGCAGCAUUCAUACAACAGAGUACCCUUAAAUCUCACCAACGCAUUCAUACUGGAGAGAAACCAUACAGCUGUGAACAAUGUGGGAAAACCUUUUCCACGAGAUAUAACCUUAAGUCUCACCAACGCAUUCACACUGGAGAGAAGCCGUACGGUUGUGAACAAUGUGGGAAAACGUUUUCUCAGAGUAGUGACCUUAAAUCUCACCGUGUUCACACUGGAGAGAAGCCGUACGGUUGUGAACAAUGUGGGAAAACUUUUUCUAAGAGUUGUAACCUUAAAUUCCACAGUAGUGUUCACACUGGAGAGAAGCCAUAUGGGUGUGAAACCUGUGGGAAAACGUUUUCUAAGAGUAGUUACCUUAAAUCUCACCAACGUAUUCAUACUGGAGAGAAGCCGUACGGCUGUGAUCAAUGUGGGAAAACUUUUUCUAGGAGGAGUAACCUUAAAUCUCACAAACGUAUUCAUACUGGAGAGAAGCCGUACGGUUGUGAACAAUGUGGGAAAACUUUUUCUCAUAGUAGUCACCUUAAAUGUCACCGGCGCAUUCACAUUGCCUCGUUAGUGAGUCCACACACAACAGAGCGAGCAGCCACAGAGGAGAGCUGCUGGAUUUCAGAGACAAAGAGAGGAAUGGAGGACCAGACCUCCGACCAGAACCCGGAGCAGCGGAGCAACAAGGUCCCCAGAAGACAAGCAGCAGGCUCGGACUCUGAUACCACCGAUGUUCAGAAACGGAGAGGAAGAGAGGGACUCAAAUGUCACCACUGUCAGCACUGUGACAAAUCCUUCACAACAUCAUCAUAUUUAAAGAUUCAUCAUAGAGUUCACACUGGAGAGAAUCUGCACAGCUGUGAUCAAUGUGGGGCAGCUUUCACACGUCGGAGUUACCUUAAAUCUCACCAACGCAUUCACACUGGGGAGAAUCUACAUAGCUGUGAUCAAUGUGGGGCAGCUUUCACACAACAGUGUCACCUUGAAGCUCACCAACGCAUUCACACUGGAGAGAAGCCGUACAGCUGUGGUCAAUGUGGAAAAGCUUUUUCAAAGAGUGGUGACCUUAAAUGUCACCAGCGCGUUCACACUGGAGAGAAGCCGUACAGCUGUGAACAAUGUGGGAAAGCCUUUUCUAUGAGAGGUACCCUUCAAUGUCACCAACGCAUUCACACUGGAGAGAAGCCGUACAGCUGUGAUCAAUGUGGGAAAGCUUUUUUUAAGAGUGAUAACCUAAAAUCCCACCAGCGAGUUCACACUGGAGAGAAGCCGUACUGGUGUGAACAAUGUGGGAAAACUUUUUCUCAGAGUUGUAACCUUAAAUCUCACCAGCGCAUUCACACUGCCUCAUUGUGAACAUGAUUCAGAGCCAAGUUGUUUCCUCAUGCCCUGAUAGCUGUUGUUAUAUUCUGAUCUUCUCUCUCAUUGAAGGCUGACCAGCAG
Molecule: messenger RNA, 2826 nt
Organism: Perca flavescens (yellow perch)
Lineage: Eukaryota; Metazoa; Chordata; Actinopteri; Perciformes; Percidae
Product: zinc finger protein 271-like
Exons: 7
Coding region: 94-2739 (881 amino acids)
Biological process (GO): regulation of transcription by RNA polymerase II
Molecular function (GO): RNA polymerase II cis-regulatory region sequence-specific DNA binding; DNA-binding transcription factor activity, RNA polymerase II-specific
Source: RefSeq, a predicted model, not a curated record